Molecule: messenger RNA, 4896 nt
Organism: Amphibalanus amphitrite
Lineage: Eukaryota; Metazoa; Arthropoda; Thecostraca; Balanomorpha; Balanidae
Product: protein masquerade-like
Exons: 13
Coding region: 1-3018 (1005 amino acids)
Biological process (GO): proteolysis
Molecular function (GO): serine-type endopeptidase activity
Source: RefSeq, a predicted model, not a curated record
AUGCGGUACCAGCUCAGCGGGCGGGCGGUGAGACGGUCGGCGCGGCCACUGGCCUGGCGGCGGGUAACGGGCCGGGCCGGGGUGGCCGCGGCGCCGCCGCCGUCACCGGGUCGCCGCUCAGAGCGCGCGGCACCGCGGCGGCCAGCGGACGGACGGCAGCGCGGCGAGCGGCGAGCGGCAGCGGCGAGCGGCAGCGGCAGCGGAGAGCGGCGAGCGCAGCAGGGCAUCGAGCACAGGCCACCGGAGCAGGUGGGCGGCUGUGACGUCACAGCGCAGCACCGAGACGCCGAGCCAGUGAGCCCACUCGGGCUGACUCACACCAUGGGCGCCGCCCGGCUGCUGCUACUGCUGCUGGUCGUCGGAGCCGGAGCCGGAGCCGGAGCCGUCCCGGAGGCGGCGCUGGAGGCCUCCGGGGCCGGUCCGGACCCGCCGGCCUCCGCCCAGGGCCCCAGCCAGCCAGCCGAGCCGGCGCAGCGCACUGUGGACGCGCCGCCGCCCGAGCACCAGCUGCCAGCCAGCCGCCCUGCCACAGCCGGACUCUUCGCAAAUGUGCUGCGGCUGAGCCGGCCCGGUGAGAGCCCCGGCUGCCCGGGCAGCUGCUACCACGCCCUGGCCGCGCUCAUCCACUGUCAGACGGUGCUGGAGGACAAGCCGUGUCCGCAGCCGGCCAUGCGCUGCUGUCUGGGCGCCGAACAGCAGCGGCGCAACACGCCAGCCGCUGGCACAGCGCACACGGCCAACACGGAAGCGUCUGCGCCGAGCACGCCGUCACCAGCGGUGGCUGAGCGGCAGCCGCCGGCCGACCGGCUCACCGACGGCCCGGCCGGCGCGCCGCAGCCGCAGCCCUACUCGGCUCCGGGUGGCACCACCAUCUGCCCGGGCGUCUGCGUGGCGCGCCGGAUUGCCGACUAUUGCGACGCGGCGCUGGACCUGCCGGGCGUGUGCUCCAGCGACCAGCGCUGCUGCGUGCCGGCCGACCUGUUUGACGGCGUGGACCAGGCACCAGAACAGUUUGUCAUCCUCGGGAAAAAGCCGGAAACCGCCUCUGCCGAGUCUGAGCCGGAGCCGCAGCAGGAGUCCACUGCAGCUUCUUCCUCCGUGAAGAUUCCAGAGAAGAAAAAGUGCGCUGGCCAGUGCGUGACGGGACUGUUUUCUUAUCUAUGUGACCGCGUGGACAACACGGUCAAGUGCAACAACGGUGGCCGCUGUUGCGUGUCUCGCUCCAGCGCCAACAAAGACCCCGAGCCGACUACCACGCUUAAGCCGAGGCCCGAAGACAAGUGUCCUGGCAUUUGCAUGCCCGGCUUCAUGGCUGCCUACUGCAAGGCACCGGCCUUCCUCAUGACCGACAACAAGGGCUGCAGCGGCAGCCAGGUUUGCUGCAACAACCAGGGCGACAUCAACAAGGAGGAUGGGCUCAAACCAGCCAAGCCUCCGCGGCCUGCCGGCGUCGGCGCAUCCCCCAUCGGCGCCCUCCUCAAUCAGGCGCUGGGUGCCGCUGGCGGCGGCGGCGGCGGCGGCGGCGGCGGCCUCAUCGGCCAGCUGGCGCCGCUCGCCGCCUCGCUGCUGAGCGGCGGCGGCGGCGGCGGCGGCGGUGGCGGCGGCGGCGGCGGCCCGGCUGGUCUCGUUCAGGCCGUGCUGCCUGCUCUGCUGGGCGCGGGCGGCGUCAGCAAUAGGCCGGCCCGGCCGCCGCCGCCGCCACGGCCGGACCGUGUGGACGCCAGUCAGCGGCCGGGCCGGCCGCCGGCGCCGGCCCAGCCGGUCGACCCGCGUCCGCUCUGUCCCGACACGUGCAUCGGGCCCUUCCUCUCCUUCACAUGCUUCAGUAGUGCAGAGAUGACCGACCUCUUCAAGUGCCCGUCCAAGAAGGAGCGGUGCUGCGCCAAAAAGUCCAACAUUCGCCGAUUGCAGCAGCAGCAGCAGCAGUACUAUAAUACCGGCGUUGAGUACCCAGAGUACCCGGAGCAGUACCCGGCGCCGCCUGCCGAGUACCCGGAGCAGUACUCGGCGCCGCCUGCCGAGUACCCGGAGCAGUACCCGGCGCCGCCUGCCGAGUACCCGGAGCAGUACCCGGCGCCGCCUGCCGAGUACCCGGAGCAGUACCCGGCGCCGCCUGCCGAGUACGGACCGGGACCAGAGUACCAGGCUGGCCUGCCCUCCCGCAUCGAUGGCGGUCCAGGCCACAUCCAGGUCUUCCAGACGCCGCCGCCGCCGCCAGCGCACCAGCACACCAAUAAGUACGUGUGCGGCGUCAAGGGGGCGCCGGCGCGCAGCGCCCGCGUCGUCGGCGGCACGGACGCCACGGCCGGCGAGUGGUGCUGGCACGUGGCGCUCAUCAACUCGCUCAACCAAUACUUGUGUGGUGGAGCGCUGAUUGGCACCCAGUGGGUGCUGACGGCAGCCCACUGCGUCACCAACAUCGUGCGCUCGGGCGAUGCCAUCUACGUGAGGGUCGGCGACCACGACCUGACGUCCAAGUACGGUUCGGAGGGUGCGCAGACGGUGCGCGUGUCCACCACCUACAUACACCACAACCACAACUCGCAGACACUCGACAACGACAUCGCCUUGCUGAAGCUGCACGGCCAGGUGGAGCUGAAGGAGGGCGUGUGCUUGGUGUGUCUGCCGGCGCGCGGCGUCGAACAGCCGGCCGGCAGCCGCUGCACCGUCUCAGGAUAUGGCUACCAGGGCGAGACGGGUCCCAUUCCGCUGCGCGUCAGGGCCGCUGAGCUGCCCAUAGUCUCCGACAACGAGUGUGUGCGCAAAAUCAACGCCGUCACCGAGAAGAUAUUCAUCCUGCCGGCGUCCAGCUUCUGUGCGGGCGGCGAGCAGGGACACGACGCGUGCCAGGGUGACGGCGGAGGGCCACUGGUCUGCAACGUAGACGGCUAUUACGAGCUCUCCGGCAUGGUCAGCUGGGGUUUCGGAUGCGGCCGACAGGAUGUCCCCGGUGUGUACGUGAAGGUUUCCGCCUUCAUCGGCUGGAUCAACCAGAUCAUCAGCGUCAACAACCUGUGACCUGGCCAGCUGGCUGGUGCCGGCGCAGUGCCGCGGGUGGCUCCUAUGGUGCCGUUCAGCACCAGCCCAUGGACAGCGGCCGCCGGCCGGCAGGCAGACGACCCGGGUCGGACACGGUCUGGCCGCAGCCCUCACCGGUCAGCAGGACUGGCCUGGGUGUGCGCUAGUUUAAAGGCUCGCCCAGCUCCAUCCGCUCGAUCUGUCUUGGACAAAUGAAGAUAGAGGCGUGCUGGGCGGCCAUGCGGUGGUGUGGCGCCCGGGUCUCGGUGCGCCGAGUGCGACAAUAUAAGGAGCGCCAGCAGUGACCGCAGUGACUGGGCAGCCACCGCAGGAGUAGCACCAGUGACACGCCGCGCCGCGCGCACAAUGGCCACAAUGCCAGCCAGUCAACUCAACACCUUGGUGCAUGCUUCCAGCGCGGAAGGGAACAGAGGUACCGGAGCCGCUGUGCCAGCGGAGCCGGCAGCUGUGUGUGCCGCCAGCUGUGUGUGGUUUCUGCAGCCGUGUGUCGGGGCGCUGUGCCAGCGGAGCCGGCAGCUGUGUGUGCCGCCAGCUGUGUGUGGUUUCUGCAGCCGUGUGUCGGGGCGCUGUGCCAGCGGAGCCGGCAGUGUGUGUGCCGCCAGCUGUGUGUGGUUUCUGCAGCCGUGUGUCGGGGCGCUGUGCCAGCGGAGCCGGCAGUGUGUGUGCCGCCAGCUGUGUGUGGUUUCUGCAGCCGUGUGUCGGGGCGCUGUGCCAGCGGCGCCGGCAGCUGUGUGUGCCGCCAGCUGUGUGUGGUUUCUGCAGCCGUGUGUCGGGGCGCUGUGCCAGCGGAGCCGGCAGCUGUGUGUGCCGCCAGCUGUGUGUGGUUUCUGCAGCCGUGUGUCGGGGCGCUGUGCCAGCGGAGCCGGCAGUGUGUGUGCCGCCAGCUGUGUGUGGUUUCUGCAGCCGUGUGUCGGGGCGCUGUGCCAGCGGAGCCGGCAGUGUGUGUGCCGCCAGCUGUGUGUGGUUUCUGCAGCCGUGUGUCGGGGCGCUGUGCCAGCGGCGCCGGCAGCUGUGUGUGCCGCCAGCUGUGUGUGGUUUCUGCAGCCGUGUGUCGGGGCGCUGUGCCAGCGGAGCCGGCAGCUGUGUGUGCCGCCAGCUGUGUGUGGUUUCUGCAGCCGUGUGUCGGGGCGCUGUGCCAGCGGCGCCGGCAGCUGUGUGUGCCGCCAGCUGUGUGUGGUUUCUGCAGCCGUGUGUCGGGGCGCUGUGCCAGCGGCGCCGGCAGCUGUGUGUGCCGCCAGCUGUGUGUGGUUUCUGCAGCCGUGUGUCGGGGCGCUGUGCCAGCGGAGCCGGCAGCUGUGUGUGUGUGUGUAUUGGGGCUGCGGGCUGCGGUAUCGGGGCGCCGGCCGCCGGCCGCCGGGCAGGUGUACUGUUGAUCCGGCCGGCCAAGUACCUAUAGCUGGCUGGUCUGGACGUCCGUCCAUCCGACCACGUGUUGAGGCUCGUUUGUACGUUGCAGUGAGAAACAUUGAAGAAACUUGGGCGUGUGCCUAAGCUGUCCCUUGGCGACUUCAGAUGAUGUAGGUAGCGACGAUAUUGUUUUGCACGAAAACUGACACUGAGAUAAGUGUAGCCGUGAAUACUUGGGGCGUCACCAAAGCAGUAAGUGGCAUUACUUUCAGCCAAAGGACACAGGCUAGCCUCAGGACGUGGUGCUUGCGAUUGUGAUUAUUAUGUUGGUAUGAUGUCUGCAUCUCUACCGAUUCUGCAUCCCUACUGGCCGCCGGGACCGCUGGUUGUGCCCCCGGGCGAGUGUGCGCCGGCAGCCGGUCAGCUGGCACUGGCGGGGCGCGGCAGUUGGAGCCGGACAUAGGCCACUUUCGUACGUUUCGCUCGUGUCCAAUACACGGGAUCGCUGUC